AUGUCAGAAUCUUCUGGAGACGAGACGUCCGACGAGGACUCGCUCGUCGGGGCUUCCUCAUGGGUUCCAGCUUGCGUUUCCAAGGUGGCUCCGUCGAACGCCCCCUGGAUCUGGUCUAUUAUUAAUACGAUCCUCUCUGUUUGGUCCUUCCUGCUUGUGCUGGAAAUAACCGGCACUUCGCUUUUCGACAGUCAGCAUCGCCUGGAAGACUCACAACUGUACCUGGUGUAUAACUUCGGGACGACCAUCAUCUGGUGCCUGGAGGUGACAUUGACCGUCUUGGUUCCAGCGGAAGAUGAGGGAGGUUGGCUUGAUUUUUCCCUUGUUUGGAUUGAGCUGCUUCUGGCCAUCUACUUUUUGACCGACUCCAUUUUGCUCUUUCAAAAAUGGGCGAAGACGGGAGACUGGGAAAGUGAGCUCGCCGAUACGAUGCUCAACACCAUUGGAUACGUGUACUUCCUUAUCAAACCAGGAGCAUGUGAGCGUUUGAUGUGGUGUAAAUGGCGCGAACGAACAGGAAGAGUGACCAGCCAGCGCGGAGCGUAG
Molecule: messenger RNA, 546 nt
Organism: Symbiodinium natans
Lineage: Eukaryota; Dinophyceae; Suessiales; Symbiodiniaceae
Source: the annotation of a GenBank genome assembly